Messenger RNA from Pelobates fuscus (common spadefoot toad), 2813 nucleotides. RefSeq names its product vesicle trafficking 1 (gene VTA1). Bases 129 to 1040 code for a protein of 303 amino acids. The transcript is spliced from 8 exons. The record is from RefSeq and is a predicted model, not a curated record. Lineage: Eukaryota; Metazoa; Chordata; Amphibia; Anura; Pelobatidae. Gene Ontology annotation, cellular component: multivesicular body. Gene Ontology annotation, biological process: late endosome to vacuole transport via multivesicular body sorting pathway.
GCCGGCAGUCCCCGCCCAUGUGAGGACGGAAGCGGAAGGCUGUGAUCGCCGUGCACGGCUUGUUGUGGUUCCAGUGACUGCAGGACGUUCCUUCCCAUUACCUGCUCUGCUCAGCCCGCACCCCCAGGAUGGCCGCUCCAACGCUCCCACUACCUCCGCAGUUCAAAUCCCUGCAGCACCACCUGAGGACAGCGCAGGAGCAUGACAAGAGAGACCCGGUGGUGGCUUAUUACUGCCGUUUAUAUGUAAUGCAGACUGGAAUGAAGAUUGAUAGUAAGUCUCCAGAGUGCCGUAAAUACCUGUCUAAACUUAUGGAUCAGUUGGAAUCUCUGAAGAAGCAACUUGGCGAUUGUGACUCCAUUACUCAGGAAAUAGUUGGCAGUGCUCAUGUAGAGAAUUACGCUUUAAAAAUGUUUCUGUAUGCAGACAGUGAGGACAGAGCUGGAAGUUUCCACAAGAAUAUGAUAAAAUCAUUCUACACAGCGAGUCUAUUGCUUGACACUUUAUCCGUGUUUGGAGAACUCACCGAAGAAAAUGUUCAGCACAGGAAAUACGCAAGGUGGAAAGCAACAUACAUUCACAACUGUCUGAAGAAUGGAGAAACCCCUCAAUCUGGGCCAAUUGAAGAUGAAGAAUAUGAUGAAAACAAUGAAGAGGAUGGUGCAUCUUCUCAGAGUUAUCAAGGACCAGGACGGUCAUCCUCAACAUAUCAACCCGGUAACAUGCCCAACGCAAAUUACAGUGGAAUCCACAUCCCACCUGGGGCACAUGCUCCUGCAAACACUCCAGCAGAGGUCCCACACAACACAGGUGUAGAAAUUAACACCAUUGCCCAUCCAACUCCACAAAAUAUACCUUCCGUGGACCCUUCUCUUUACAGCAACAAAACUCAAGAUGAUGUUCGCUUGACACCAGAAGAUAUUGCCAGAGCUCAGAAAUACUGCAAGUAUGCUGGCAGUGCUUUACAGUAUGAGGACGUAAGCACUGCUGUGCAGAAUCUUCAAAAGGCCUUGCUGCUCCUUACUACAGGCAGAGAGUAAAUGAUAUGGUUCACUUACAUGGCUUCAAAAUAUAACUCUAUCCAGUGAUCCCAGUUUUACAAAAAGACCUCCUUCUGGUCCAAAACACCAUUAAAGAUUUGCUUGUUUUGUUUUGUUUGCCAAAUCUUUUUUUUUUUUUUUUUUUAUGUUUCUUUUCUAUAAUCCUGGAAACAGAGCGAGGAAGCUGGCAAACGCAUAUAACUGUUAAGGAAAAAACUUAGCUAUGUUUACGAUAAGGAUAUGUGUCUUAUAGACUCAGUAAAAUAAAUACACAAGUUUGGUCCAUUGCAACUUGAAGUCUGAUUUUAAUUUAGCACAGAAAGUAAACGUCAUGCUUCCCUAAAUCAAAUGAUCUAUUACUAGGCAAUUAAACUUUGGAAUACGGAGGAACGUGGAUGCUGCAGUACAGCCACUUAGACAUCUACAUUCAAAAUACUGUUUUACAGACAUCCAAACUUCUGGUUUGGAGGUGGGAAGUUUAUAUAGAUUUAUUGUUUUAUCAACACAAAGUGGUCUUACUUUUUUUUUAUUUUAUUCACCCAAAAUCUUUGCACAGAUCUGCACUAAGCACUUCAGUGAUGACGUAAUUAGCAAGAUAUGUAACCACAGUCAUCCAUGAACUACAAACCAUCUUUGCAUUGUACCUGUUUUGAUCGGUGGCUCACACAUUAAAAAUUAAACAGUUGAUGAAUGACUGACAAGCAACAAUAAAUUCUGAUUGCCAUAGAAACUGAACCAACCCAUAAACAUAGAUAAGGGUGACCAGGUGUCACUUUUUAUUAGGAAGUUUACUGAAAACAUGUCCAGCAGACCUCCAUUAAGAAAAGGUUUUUUUUGUUUUUGCUUUUGUUUUUUCUUCAUACCUGGGUUUACAUUUUUGGUACUGCCCUUUUUACAGCCUUUCUACAUGCCUUGUGUUUUGUUUUUUUACACCCCCUCCCCCCUUCCAUUAAAAGACAAAUCUAGUCACCAUAUUAUAGGUUUGUUUUUACCCUUUCCCAGUUGUGUUAUCUGUUCCUGCAAUUCUAUGAGCUUUGUUGAUAUGCCUACGUGUGAUCUAUCUUUACCGGUCCUCACGAAUCAAGAGACUAUAGAGCCUGUUAAUUUAUUGCAAUUCUUUUAUUUGCAAAUCAUAUCCAAAUUUCAAUAUCCAAAUUAUAUUCCUGCUACUGACAUACCUCUUUGGUUUUGCACUGAAUUUCAAUUUGCUUGGGCACCUCGCUGAUUUUUAUUGUCCACAUAUUUACCGAUUAGAAUUUAACAAAUGUCAUCCUUUGUAAUCUCAUCUAAACCUUAUUUCGUAUAAUUAGUAGAAGGAGUUAAGAUUUGUUUGAUUUGAUCACGCAUGCAUACUUGGGUAGGUCUAACUUUAAGGUGUGAUAAGAAACUCAUCAGUACAAACAACAUAUAGACCUAAAUAGUUUCAUUAUACUAAAUCAUAUAUUCUGUUGAAACCAUCGAACCCUUGUCAGUACAUGGAUCUGUCUUAUCAUUCAAAUGUGCUUUGGUAACCACAUCAAUUCAUCCUGGUCUACACUUAGCCCCAGAAUAUUUCAAAUUGUUCAACACAACGUUAGCUGUGAUCUACAGGUUUUCAUUUUUCAGACCUACACAUCCACCAUUUAAUUUCUGGUAUCAUUGACACUGAUUGGAAAAGCUAUAAAAUGAUAAACAAUUGUUAAAAUUAUCAGUUUUUCACUGUGAAAUGAAAGUGCAUGGCCGUUAAAUGCAUGUAUAUCAUGUUGCUUUAGAAUAAAUUGAGGUCUGAUGCUC